GGCCGCCAAAGAAAAAAAAAACUUGUCUCCUCCUAUAAAAACCCUAGCAUAAAACCCCCCAAUCCCCCGCCGUUCUUCCCACCAGCCCCCGCCUCUAACCCUCUACCGGCGCGAUUCCAGUCAAAACCAAAUCGAUUCCGGGGAACCAAAAGGCGCUCCAUACGGAGGUCCAACCCUAGGCAAAGUGUGCGGCGGCUGCGGUUGGUCGAUUGCUUUGCAAUGGCGGCGGCUGUUGCGGCGGACGGGGACCAGCGGUGGCUGGUGGAGUGCCUGACGGCCACCCUCGACACCGCCCGCGACGUCCGCGCCUUCGCCGAAGAGUCCCUCCGCCAGGCCUCCCUCCAACCCGGAUAUGGAGCUGCCCUCACAAAGGUCACAAUCAACAAGGAGGUCCUGUUUGGGCUACGUCAGCUUGCUGCUGUCUUGUUAAAGCAGUUCAUCAAGCAGCACUGGGAGGAAGACGAAGACAAUUUUGUGCCUCCUGUUGUUUCUGCCUCAGAAAAGGUUGUUAUACGUCAACUCCUUCUUACCUCACUUGAUGAUUCUCAUGGGAAAAUUCGUACUGCUAUUGGCAUGGCUAUAGCUGCUAUUGGGCAGCAUGAUUGGCCCGAAGACUGGGCUGAGUUGCUUCCUUUUCUCUUAAAGUUAAUUGGUGACCAAAGCAAUGGGAAUGGAGUUCGCGGAGCGUUAAGAUGCCUAGCCCUUCUAUCAGAUGAUUUGGAUGAUACAUGUAUUCCAAAAUUAGUGCCGGAGCUAUUCCCAUCAUUGUACAGAAUAAUAUCAUCUCCGCAUCUGUAUGAAAAUUCUCUUCGUGCAAAGGCUCUUGGAAUUGUCCAUUCAUGUAUUUCCAUGCUUGGAUCGAUGAGUGGUGUUUAUAAGAGAGAGACAGUCAGUUUGAUUACUUCAAUGCUUGAUCCACUUAUGGAGCAAUUCUCAAUAAUUUUAAAUUCACCGGUGCUGACCCAAAAUCCCGAUGACUGGAGCAUGCAGAUGGAGGUGCUGAAAUGUUUACUCCAGCUUAUCCAGAACUUUCCAAGACUACCUGAAGCCAAAAUUUCUGCUGUUCUUGCGCCAUUGUGGCAAACCUUUGUUUCAUCCUUCAAGGUCUAUCACCUGUCAAUGAUUCAAGCGUCAGAGGAUGUAGAUUCUGUUGGCUAUGAUUCUGAUGGUAGUGAAAGAAGUCUUGAGUCCUUCGAGAUUCAGUUAUUUGAGCUAUGGACAACAAUUGUGGGGAAUUCUCUGUUAGCAAAGGUUAUUGCAGGAAACAUUAAAGAGCUGGCAUACUACACUAUCUCCUUUCAACAGAUAACUGAAGAACAGGUGCAAAACUGGUCACGUGAUGCUAACCAGUAUGUUGCUGAUGAGGAUGAUGUAACUUAUAGCUGUCGUGUGUCUGGAUCUCUUUUGCUCGAAGAGAUAGUCACUGCUUACGAGGAUUAUGGAAUGGACUCUAUUUUGGAAGCUUCACAAAUGCGUUUUCGUGAAUCACAUGAAUUAAAACAAGCUGGUUCUGCCGACUGGUGGAGACUGCAUGAAGCAUCACUUUUUGCUCUAGGUUCACUUUCAGAACAUCUGUGUGAAGCACAGGAUUCUGGUUACAAUGUGAGAGAUUUACUUGAGCCGAUGAUUGUUGACAUUAUGGGGACAGGGGUGCAGCAGUACCCAUUUCUUCAUGCCCGUGCAUUUUCUGUUGUGGCCAAGUUCUCUUCAGUGAUAAGCAAGGGAAUCUGUGAACAAUAUCUAUGCAAUGCUGCUCAUUCAAUUGCCUCAGAUGUGCCGCCCCCAGUUAAAGUAGGUGCCUGUAGGACACUGGCUCAGCUUUUACCGGAAUCUAAUCAGAAUUCGGUUCAGCCAAACAUUAUGGGCAUACUCUCGUCUCUUGUUGAUCUUCUGAGGCAGGCAUCUGAAGAAACACUGCAUCUUGUUCUAGAUACCCUGCAAUCAGCCAUUAGAUCUGGUGGUGAACAAUCAACAUCAAUUGAACCGGUCAUUUCUCCUAUCAUACUAGAUGUUUGGGCCCAGCACAUCGCUGACCCGUUCAUCAGUAUGGAUGCUGUAGAAGUUCUAGAGGCCAUCAAGAAUGCUCCUGGAUGCUUAGAACCACUUGUAUGUCGGAUUCUUCCAACAAUUGGAUCCAUUUUAUCCACAUCGAAGAUUCAGCCAGAUGGACUUGUCGCAGGUUCACUGGACCUCUUGACUAUGAUUCUCAAAAAUGCUCCAGCUGCUGUUGUUAAGGCAGUGUUUGACUCAUGCUUUACAUCUAUCAUUCAAAUUGUUCUUGAAAGUGAUGACCAUGCAGAAAUGCAGAAUGCAACAGAAUGUUUGGCGGCAUUUAUAUCAGGUGGCCGGCAGGAGUUGCUUGUUUGGGGUGGUGAAGGAGGAGGUACAUUGAAGAUGCUACUUAGUGCAGCUUCAAGGCUUUUGGAUCCAGAGCUAGAAAGUUCAGUAUCACUAUUCGUUGGGAGUUAUAUUUUGCAACUUAUUUUACAUCUGCCUUUGCACCUAUCUCCCCACAUUCCGGAGCUCAUUGCUGCUAUAGUGAGACGUAUGCAAUCAAGCAACAUUGUAGUAUUGAAGAGCUCUCUUGUUGUUAUAAUAGCCAGACUAGUACAUCUAAGUGCACCAAAUGUUGAUCAGUUUAUCAACCUUUUGCUUGCGAUGCCUGCCCAGGGCUAUGGGAAUUCAUUCGCUUAUGUUAUGUCCGAAUGGUCACAACUACAAGGUGAAAUCCAGGGAGCCUACCAGAUAAAGGUAACAACUACUGCAUUAUCUCUUCUCAUAUGUACUCGUCAUCCUGAGCUAUCUAGGAUUGAAGUUGAUGGACAUCUUGUUAAGACUAGUGCAGGUAUAACCACCCGGUCGAAAGCUCGGGUCGCUCCUGAUCACUGGACCAAGAUUCCACUCCCAACUAAGAUCUUCUCACUGCUAGCAGAUACUUUAGCUGAAAUCCAGGAACAAGUUGGUGCAGAUGAUGACAAUGUUUGUGAAGAGGAUAGCGAUUGGGAAGAGGUUCAGAAUGGGGAUGCUAUUCCACAUGAUAUGAUAUAUUCAGCAUCAGUUCCAUCAAAUGCUAAUCCUUCAGUUGAGCAUCUAAAUGCAAUGGCAAAAGUUUUUGAUGAGGAUGAAGACGAUAGUUAUGAUGAUGAUCUGGUGAAAACUGACUCUCUUAACCAGGUGAAGUUGUUAGAUUUUCUAAUGGACACCUUUAUCAACUUGCGGGACAGUGACCGACCACUUUUUGAGCAUCUUUGCCAGGGCCUAACAAAUCCACAGAGGGCUUCUAUAGAAAAGGUUUUGAGCCGGUGAAUCAUUUACAUGAGAUUGUUUUUUGGGCUUUAUAUUUCGUCAUCUUAGCGAUUUGUUGGGUAGGUUUCAUUUGAUGUGUGGCAUAGGUUCAUUGGUUAGUUUGUAUGUACAAUGCUUGUCCAGUACUGAAGGCGGUGUGAUGUGUUGUCAGUGUAAGUUUGUCUAUCAUUGUACCAUGGUGUACAACAGUGCAAGAUAUGGUCAUUCGUUUAUACAUUUGGUGUAACGGGCGUUGUGCGGUUUGUAAUUUGUAUCCAUGUUCCAUUCCUGAAUGAAAGAGACGCAUUCUUUUGAUGGGUC
Brachypodium distachyon (stiff brome) is the source of this 3606-nucleotide messenger RNA. RefSeq names its product importin-9. The transcript is spliced from 33 exons. Gene Ontology annotation, biological process: protein import into nucleus. Lineage: Eukaryota; Viridiplantae; Streptophyta; Magnoliopsida; Poales; Poaceae. The coding region runs from base 220 to 3306 and encodes 1028 amino acids. The record is from RefSeq and is a predicted model, not a curated record. Gene Ontology annotation, molecular function: small GTPase binding. Gene Ontology annotation, cellular component: nuclear envelope; cytosol.